This is a messenger RNA of Aspergillus vadensis CBS 113365, 429 nucleotides long. RefSeq names its product EthD domain-containing protein. The transcript has a single exon. NCBI's taxonomy places the organism in Eukaryota, Fungi, Ascomycota, Eurotiomycetes, Eurotiales, Aspergillaceae. The coding region runs from base 1 to 429 and encodes 142 amino acids. The record is from RefSeq and is a predicted model, not a curated record. Gene Ontology annotation, molecular function: oxidoreductase activity.
AUGUCCGUCCGGGUCAUCAUCUACGCCUACCGCAAACCCGGCCUUGACCUCCAAACCUUCAAGGAGCGCUACGAAGCCCACAUUGGACUAGUCAAGCGUCUCUCCGGCGACGACUUCCCUCUCUCCCACAAGCGUAUGUACGUUGCGCGCACUACAAUUGAACAACCUCAAGCCGGGGAGGGCAGCAGCAACAACUCGACCCGCAAUGCCCUCACUCCUGCCACCGUUCUUGUCGGCCAGCAGACAGAUUUCGACUUUGAUGCCUACGCCGAACUCACUUUCGCGGACCAGACUGCCUUCCAGACGUUCUCCGCCAAGGUGAUGGCGCCUGAAGCGGCAGCGCAGAUUGCGGCGGAUGAGGAAGGAUUUUUGGACCGGAGCAAGUUGGGAAUUGCGCUUUUGGGGGAUGUUGUGGAGACUACCAACUAA